AUGGCGCUGCCGGAGAUGGAAUCCAUGGCGUCGGCGAUCGGACUUUCGGUGCCGGUGCUCCGAUUCUUGUUUUGCUUCGCUUCCACCAUCCUGGUUAGUUUAUUCCACCGGUUUGUACCAGGUGGACCUGUGGCGCGCCAUCUUUAUGCCGCCACGACUGGGGCUGUUCUGUCGUAUCUGUCAUUUGGGUUUUCUUCGAAUCUUCAUUUUCUGGUGCCUAUGUUCUUGGGCUACGCCUCGAUGGUCCUGUCCCGGAAGUAUUGUGGGAUCAUCACGUUCUUCUUGGCUUUUGGCUACCUCAUUGGAUGCCAUGUAUACUACAUGAGUGGCGAUGCAUGGAAGGAAGGAGGAAUUGAUGCUACAGGAGCACUGAUGGUGAUAACUCUGAAAAUCAUUUCAUGUGUCAUUAAUUAUAAUGAUGGAUUACUGAAAGAGGAAGAUCUACGGGAGGCGCAAAAGAAAAACCGCUUGCUCAAGUUGCCAUCACUAAUUGAGUAUUUAGGUUAUUGUCUCUGUUGUGGAAGUCACUUUGCUGGUCCAGUGUAUGAAAUGAAAGAUUAUCUUGAAUGGACUGAGAGGAAAGGGAAUUGGAAACCUACAGAAGAGGGUUCACCCCCCUCUCCCUAUUGGCCAACUUUCAGGGCUGUUCUCCAAGCUGCUUUCUGUAUGGGCUUGUAUCUGUACCUUGUACCACACUAUCCACUUUCCCGGUUUACAGAACCAGUGUAUCAAGAGUGGGGGUUCUGGAAACGUCUGAGUUACCAGUAUAUGUCUGGCUUUACUGCUCGUUGGAAAUAUUAUUUCAUCUGGUCAAUCUCAGAAGCUUCUAUUAUUAUUUCUGGCCUGGGAUUCAGUGGCUGGACAGAUUCUAAUCCACCCAAACCACGAUGGGACCGUGCAAAGAAUGUUGAUAUAUUAGGUGUUGAGCUGGCCAAGAGUUCCGUUCAGUUACCACUUGUAUGGAAUAUUCAAGUCAGCACCUGGCUUAGACACUAUGUCUAUGAGAGGCUCAUUCAGAAGGGUAAGAAACCAGGGUUCUUCCAGUUGCUGGCUACCCAAACCGUCAGUGCAGUUUGGCAUGGAUUGUAUCCUGGCUACAUCAUAUUCUUCGUUCAGUCUGCUGUAAUGAUUGCUGGUUCAAGAGUUCUUUACAGAUGGCAACAAGCCACCCAAUCAAAUCUAUUUAAGAAGAUAUUCGUAUUCUUGAACUUUGCUUACACGCUUUUGGUUCUUAACUACUCCUGCGUGGGUUUCAUGGUAUUAAGCCUCCAUGAAACCCUAGCUGCAUAUGGGAGUGUAUACUAUGUUGGAACCAUUAUUCCAAUAGCAUUGAUUCUGCUCGGCAAAAUCAUUAAGCCAGCUAGGCCCUCCAGAGCUAAAGCUCGGAAAGAUCAGUAA
Molecule: messenger RNA, 1398 nt
Organism: Fraxinus pennsylvanica
Lineage: Eukaryota; Viridiplantae; Streptophyta; Magnoliopsida; Lamiales; Oleaceae
Source: the annotation of a GenBank genome assembly